UAAAUGAAAGUUAGGGCGAAAACAAGAUUGAAUGGUGUUAUGUAAUUCUAGAUACACCACUGGGCUGACGUGAGUAAAUGAUCACCUUCUUACAGAACAAUUGGAGAAAGAGACAUGAAAAGAACUGAAAUACUUGUGUUGAUGUAUUUUCAUACACUGGCACGCUACCAGGUAAUCUAAGCUUGGUAAAGUAACCUUAUAUAAUAUACGUCCUUGAGAAUGGAAACCGCACGAGCUCGUGAUGGCGUGGUGAUACACAGAAAUGGGUAUGUUGUAUAUUGUGACUCAAGGCUGAUUCUCAUGCCUUACCCUUUUCACAGAGUACAGGGAGGCGGUUCUUACAUAGGGAGUCAUUCUAUUUUGCCUGAGUGCUAGGAGAAACUCCCGUAUUUUUGCAUGAAGCAUUUAUUAAAUAAGAUUGAUUUAGUUGUCUCCUAUAAUUUUGUUUGGGCUUGUUUUUUCCAAUAGGUUGUAGAAAUUUAGAAAAUCUAAUAUAGCCAAGAAUGAAACAGGAGACCUAGAGUUUCCUCAUCUAUUCCUUCCCAGGUGAGGAAAAUUACACAUAAAUCAAUUUUACCGGUAUUGGCCAGCUGAUGCAUGUCAAAGAAUCAGGGUUACAAGAGAAUAUUGUCCAGCGAGGGAAGGUACUGAUUCACAGAAUCUUUGGGUACUUCACCCAGAACCUAGAUCAUCUUCAUCCAUUUCAUUGCAAGCCCUCCAUGAUCGACUAUAGCCCACAUUUUCCAGAACGAGGCACCACCUUUACUGACACCUACAAUGGGAAGCAAAAGACCAGGAAUGUUGCCGGAGGACUUUGUCAUGGAUGAAACUAUUACAGGCAGUGGUCUAAUGCUUCCAGUCUGGAGAGGCCUCCAAGCUGGGCCUUUUAGGGGCUUCCCUGGCGGUCCAGUGGUCAAGACUCCACACUUCCACUGCAGGGGGCACGCGUUCAAUCCCUGGUUGGAGAACUAAGAUCCCACAUGCCGUGUGGUGCGGCCAAAAGAAAAACAUCAAGCUGGGCCUUUUAUUAAAUACUGCCUUAGAGUAAAUCAUCUUUCUUAACUGGUCAUAUUUUAGAUUUGGGCUUUAUCUCCCGUAAACCUCAGAAUGCAGAGGAAAUGAAACGUUCCAGGGGCUGGUACUUCCCACCAAGAGCAUAGAAUGUAUUAGUACUUCUUUCCAUGAGCUUCAAAUAACUUGCUUCGUCCCCAUGGGAUCUGAAAGGUUUGUUCUAUCUUUCCAAUCCUGCCUUCCAACAUAAUGUAGCAAAAACUGGGAUUUAGGAGUAGAAACGUUUCGGACCUGAAUCCUGUUUGUUAAACAACACUGAGGAAUGUAGGUCCAGAACUAUUGGGUGUUUCUGGUUUGAAGGAAGUUUCUUUAGUUCAUUUAACAUUGCCAUGAAUGUCAGUGCAUGCAGUCGCCAAAUCAGAGUUAGCUUAGAAUCUACAAACUCAGUUCUCUGUAACAGGAACACGGAGAGCUAGAAGGUUUAAAAUAGAUGUCAUAUGAUACCGAUUAUAACUCAGUGAAAUUUUGCAGUCCCAAGAACCUAUACAGAGUGUGAACCAAAAUGGAGGACGGUCCUGUUUCCUUUGGCUUUAAAAACAUUUUUAUUACAAUGUUUGCUACUUUUUUUUUCUUCAAGCUUUUAAUUAAAGUGUUCUUGGCGCUCCUAACCCAUUUCUAUAUCGUCAAAGGAAAUAGAAAAGAAGCGGCUAGGAUAGCAGAAGAGAUCUAUGGUGAAAUUUCAGGUAAAAAUACAUGAAUUUGUUCCCAAUACUUUAAAAGAAACCUCCUAGAUAAUUCAUAUGAAUAAUAUUUCUAGAAGGCAGAUUUUAUUUAAACUUUGGCUUUGAGUGGGUAGUUUUAAAAAAUUAUUUAAAGUAGCAAAUGGUGUUGACUGCACCAAUUUGUGAAGGAUUUUCAGCUUUCUUUUCUGCAAAUUAGUAGUUUCAUUAGCAGUUAUUAUUUAAGAAGUGAAUAAAUAGACUAGUGGCUUUCUAAGAGUAUUUUGGGAAAACUCAUUUCUGCUAACAAAAGAAUUACUUUAUAGGAUUAUCUUCUUGAAUAUUUGUAAUCAAAUGUUAGCAGUGCAUUCUAACAAAACUGUUUUCCCCAGGAAAUGGAAUGACCAGUAAAUUUGAUUUAAAGCAGCAAUAUAUAUGCUAUAUAUAUGUAUUUGUGUGUGUGUGUGUGUGUGUGUGUGUGUGCUGUCAUCUGCAAUUCGAAUUGCUUAGCCACUUGUCACUGUCAGGAAAAAACCCUUCACUGAAUCCAUUUAUGCCCAGCACCAUGCAAAGCACAGCAAACAAAGGUUAUUGUAAUAUGAAAUGCCAACCUUUGGUCCAAACGUUUUAAAGUCUCCUGCUUUGUAGAAUUCAGUCUCCAUUUCUUUCAAGAAAUGAUUCACGUUAAUUGUAGGGAGAGGCUACGAAAGUAAAUGAAUCAGAUAUCUUGGUUACUGCUGGGACUGCCACUGGAUAGAGGAGUAUUUAUUCAUAAACAGAGUUCCAAAUUUCCCUGUGUAUUUUUAGUGUUCGCAGGGGUUCCAGGGUUACCUCAUUCUUUAUCUAGUAUCCAUUUCACCUUGCACCCUGGAUUCUCUUUCAAAAUAGACUUCUGUUAUGUGAUUCCAAUACACCAGACAACUUUAAGGACACUAGGGAACAGCAGUCUUAUCCGAAGAGUUAAGACCUCCAAAGACAGAGCAUCAGAAUGCUUCAAUUAACAGGGGAAAAUGAGAAGAAUCUCGAAGUUUCGGGAAGUGGCAGAAGGCUCGGAGUGUGGAAAGAGGUUUCUUUUGGGGAUUACAUUUGUCACACGUUUCAGGGAGAUUGCUGGGCCGAUCGGUCUCCACUUCAUGAAGCGGCAGCUCAGGGGCGCCUACUGGCCCUGAAAACUUUAAUUGCACAGGGCGUCAACGUGAACCUGGUAACAAUUAACCGGGUCUCUUCUCUCCAUGAGGCGUGCCUGGGAGGCCACGUGGCCUGCGCUAAGGCCCUAUUGGAGAACGGCGCCCACGUCAACGGGGUGACAGUUCACGGAGCCACGCCCCUCUUCAAUGCUUGCUGCAGUGGCAGCGCUGCGUGUGUCAACGUGCUGCUGGAGUUUGGAGCCAAGGCCCAGCUUGAGGUGCACCUGGCUUCACCCAUCCACGAGGCAGUGAAGAGAGGUAAUAGAGAGUGCAUGGAGAUUCUGCUGGCAAAUAACGUUAACAUUGACCAGGAAGUGCCUCACCUUGGAACUCCCCUGUAUGUGGCUUGCACCUAUCAGAGGCUAGACUGUGUGAAGAAGCUUCUAGAAUUAGGGGCCAAUGUUGACCACGGCCAGUGGCUGGACACCCCCCUCCAUGCCGCUGCGAAGCAGAACAGUGUGGAAAUCAUCCACCUGCUGAUAGACUACGGGGCUAGCCUCAAGUGCAAAAACGCUCAGGGCAAGAGUGCACUUGAUCUGGCAGCUCCGAAAAGCGGCGUGCAGCAGGCGCUUCUGCUCCGGGAAGGCCCGCCUGCUCUUUCCCAGCUGUGCCGCCUGUGUGUCCGGAAGUGCUUGGGUCGCACCUGUCAUCAGACCAUCCACAAACUGUAUCUGCCGGAGCCACUGGAAAAAUUCCUCCUAUACCAGUAGUCCCAACUGUCCACGGGAAGAUACUUGGAAAUAAACAGGUUGUUGCCUGCUGUACCCAGGGUACCUAGUAUAGACACCCAACAGCUAGACUCCCUAGUGUAACACCCAACAGCUAGACUCUCAAAUGAGCUAAGCUAGUUAGAGCACAUCCCUGAUGGACUGGCACACGUGGGGAAUGAAAACUCCUGGUUAGUUUAAUGUUCUCUUUAACCAAGGGGCAAUCAGAAACUUUUCUGUUUUUAGCUCUUGCUGUUAAGAAACUUUAAAAAAUUGUGAAGUAGGGUGAAAUUAAUAGGCUGUUUUUCAAGAUUCAUGAUCUUUGAUUAAGGAUCACCAUUCUGAAUAGCGUGUAGACACAUAUAAAUCUGGGUGGGUAAGAUUAGGAUGAAUAUGAGUAUUCGAAGAUGGGUUCCUGAUUUAGUUCUUCCCUUCUUCCCCCUUUCUUUCUUUCCUGCCAUGAAUAAAUCUCUGCUAAAAUUUUA
This is a messenger RNA of Aethalodelphis obliquidens (Pacific white-sided dolphin), 4109 nucleotides long. It is a transcript of the gene ASB11, whose product is annotated as ankyrin repeat and SOCS box containing 11. Gene Ontology annotation, molecular function: protein binding. NCBI's taxonomy places the organism in Eukaryota, Metazoa, Chordata, Mammalia, Artiodactyla, Delphinidae. Gene Ontology annotation, biological process: protein ubiquitination; positive regulation of protein catabolic process; intracellular signal transduction. The record is from RefSeq and is a predicted model, not a curated record. The coding region runs from base 2719 to 3627 and encodes 302 amino acids. The transcript has 7 exons.